Molecule: messenger RNA, 1515 nt
Organism: Fonsecaea monophora
Lineage: Eukaryota; Fungi; Ascomycota; Eurotiomycetes; Chaetothyriales; Herpotrichiellaceae
Exons: 3
Coding region: 1-1515 (504 amino acids)
Biological process (GO): mRNA cis splicing, via spliceosome
Cellular component (GO): precatalytic spliceosome
Molecular function (GO): RNA binding
Source: RefSeq, a predicted model, not a curated record
AUGUCCAACAAUGCGCCGACACCCACGCGGGGAGGCUUGUCGCUCUAUGCGAACCUCCUUGACCCGAAUAAUGCUGGCCCUGGCACCAUCUCCAGUGCACCGGUCUCCUACAAGCCGGUCGAAAGCUCUCCCGAACAGGAUGAGGCUGUCAAGCGACAGCAAGCACUCGCUGGUACAUUCUUCGUCAUCGCUGCGCAAAAGGCAAAAGCAAAAGCCAUCGCCAGUAAAUUCGGUGUCCCUCCAGCGGCCAGUACUACAACCUCCACAGUCGAAGGCGCCGCAAGUGCUGCCACAGAAACUUCAGUGCCGCAACCACCUGCGCCCAAGACCACUCUUGCGGACUGGACAGCUACGGCGUCGGACGACGAUGACGUGAACAAUUUCUACGCUGGGAAGCGCCAGCGAGGAGGUCGUAAGAAACGCAAAAAGAACAAGGCAGCAGCAGAAGUGACUCAGAAUUGGGACGACAUCUACGAUCCGAGCAGACCCAACAAUUACGAAGAAUACAAGCACAGCGAGGAGAAGAUCCGCGAAGUCAGGGAGUGGAAGGACCUCCUCUACAGACACCGCAUAAGGCAGAGGAGUUAUAGUGACUCCGAAGACGAUGACUACCAUCGCCCCAUGAACAAACAAUUCGCUCCGCCUUCCAUGUCUUUUGCUCCUCCACCUAACCUGAAUGACGACAGCCCUCCUCCACCGCCACCACCUGUCGAGAUUCCGGACGAUACAACUGGGGAAGACGCGUAUCUGAGACGAAUGCGCAUGAGUCAAGGCCAGCCGCCAGUUGUUCCUUCGCCUCCAGCAGACAUCCCACAACCUGGUCAGAUUUCCAGGGCACCAGUACGGUAUACCUUACCCACUGCACCAGAAGACCUUUCAGCAUCUGGACCAAACCAGGGACAUGAUGUUGCCGAACCUGAAGCAGGUGUUGAUGAAAAUGGCGAUGAUGACGAACCACGAUCCAAACGUCCUGGGCAAGUGGGAUUUGCUGAACGUCUGAUGGCGAAAUACGGCUGGAGCAAGGGUCAAGGCCUCGGAGCUCACGGCACUGGGAUCAUCAACCCCUUAUAUGCGAAGGCCGACAAACGCAAGAAGAAAUCGGAUGCAGAAGGUGGUGGCUUUGCUACUCCGACAAGUACCGGUAAGAUUCUCGGUGGUAACAAAUCAAAGACUGCCCUUGUCGAGGAAGAAGGCAAGUUUGGAGCAAUGUCUGAAGUGAUUCGCCUUGAGGGCAUGUUGAACGGCCUAGAUCUCGACGACGAACUCACUCAGGGAGAGGGCGGUCUGCUGCAAGAAAUUGGGGAGGAAUGUGGAGACAAAUACGGUAGUGUCGAGAGAGUCUACAUCCAUCGACCAGAAAGUGAAGAGGGCGAGGCAUUGGUGUUUGUACAGUUUGUGAGCCAGCUCAGUGCUCUGCGGGCAGUCAAUGCUUUGGAAGGGAGAAUCUUUAACGGCAAUCCCAUCAAGGCCAAAUUCUGGUCCAAGGAGAAAUUCGAUGCGGCGGAAUAUGUCUAA